Thecamonas trahens ATCC 50062 is the source of this 2422-nucleotide messenger RNA. Its product is annotated as transmembrane and coiled-coil domains 4. Bases 33 to 2408 code for a protein of 791 amino acids. NCBI's taxonomy places the organism in Eukaryota, Apusomonadida, Apusomonadidae. The transcript has 2 exons. The record is from RefSeq and is a predicted model, not a curated record.
CUUGACGCAGGCGGGUACACACUUGACGAGAUAUGUCUGCAAGAGGUAGUGGAAGCUCUGCAUCGGCGUCUGGGUGGUGCCUGCCGACGGCGGCAGGCUCUGGUUGGGCCUUCUGGAAGGAGGUCAAGGCCGACAAGCACAGGCUGUUCACCAUGCAGAAGCACAAGAGCCAUGGCAAGUCGAGGUUCUCGGCUUUGGCGUCAUCGGUUACCAAAACGGUGCGCGGCAUGGUGAACAAAGAGGAUCACAAGCCGUUCCGCAUUCUGAUGGACGCAGCGGGUCCGGCGCCCAAGGUUGUGGGCACGUUUGAGGACAAAGUCGCUGCAGAGUCGGCGUGGAAGUUCCUGACUGGCGUCAUGCUCCCGCUUGUGGAUGCCGAGUUUGGCACGGACUUUGACCGCGCCGCCGUUCUUGCCUACCUCGGCAUCGAGUUCUCGGACGGGCUCGACGAGGACCAGUACAUGGAGCUGGCCCGGGUGCGAAACGGAUCGGCCGGUGCUGUCGCCGAGUACGAGGCCCGUCUAGCGGCCGAGCAGGCAGAGGCCCUACGUGCGGCCGAGGCAGACGGCUCCAAGAUCAUCAUGCUCUCGGUGACCGAGGCCACUGCCCAGGGCCAGAUUCUUAUGCACGGCGGCGCGGUGCUGGACGCUGCGCUGGCCAAGGUUCGUGACGAGGCCGGCCCAUCGGCGGAGCCUCAAACACCCUCUGGCGGCGACAACGCGGAUGGCGCUGAUGCUGUGGAUAGCACCGAUGCGGCCGGAGCUGAAUCGGGCGCGUCGUCGGACGCGUUUGCGGACGACUCGGACUCGGACGGCGAUGAAGCGGGGAGCAGCGCGGCACCCGUACAGCCUGUGCCGGAGCAGGAGUCUGUGCCGGACGAGGUCAAAGUCGAUGCGCCUACCAACGAUGAUGAGGGCGAGGCCGUGGAAACGACCACAGCCGCAGAGCCAGUGCCGCUCUCACCCGAGGUAUGCCACGCCAUUGUAACGCUGGUCAUCCUGCACACGCCGCUGGUUGUGAUGGACGCCAACGAUCUCCAACCGCGGCUGUGCGAGCGGUUCUCGCUCCCGGAAGCCUCACUCGCAGCCAUUGUCAAGACCGCCGGCGAGGGCGAGGAUUAUCGGCAGCCGCAGAUCCAGGUGGCGCUGGAGACGCUGCUGCGCGAGAACGUGGACCGGGCUGCGCUCCUCCGCGAGGUCCUUGUCCUCGCUCUGGCUUCGUCCAAGUACGACGCACGGAUGCGGCAGUCGCUGCGGCUGAUGGCGCGGUCGGCCGGAGUCGACUGGAUGGCGUUUGUCAAGGCCGAGGAUGAGCUGGCGACGAUGCUGCGGACGAUGCUGACGGCCGAAGUCGACGAGACGGUCAAGGCCAAGUCGGCGUCGUCGGGUCGGGCAUGGAAGAUGGGCGGGGCGGCGCUGCUCGGCGGAGCGGCACUGUUUGUGACCGGCGGCCUUGCGGCGCCGCUGGUGGCGACCGCGGUCGGGACCGGGAUGGUGCUCGGCGGGGCGGCGGCGACGACAACAACAACGGUCAUGGUUGGCGCGUAUCUCAUCACGCCGACGGUGCUUGGCACGGCCGGCGCCGGGCUGUCCUACUACAAGAUGGACAAGCGGACGGCUGGGCUCGACGAGUUUGGCUUUGUCUCGGCCCGUGGCGAGGGGGUGAGCGCCGGCGAGGGCAUGCACGUCACGAUCUCGGUCUCGGGCUGGCUUGAGGCCGAGGAAGAGGCCGGCAGUGAGUGGUCCAACGUAUACACGGCGGCGCCGCACGGCGAGUCGUACGUGCUCCGGUGGGAGUCGGACCAUCUGCGGACGCUUGGUGAGGCGUACCGCUCGUUCAUUCGCGAGUCGGCCAAGUCAAUGGUGGUGGGCGAGAUCCUCAAGCGGACCAUUCUCGGCGCAGCGUCGUUCCCGCUCCAAGUCCUCGGCUUUGCCAACAUCAUCGACAACCCGUGGUCGAUGGUCAUGGAUCGGGCGCGCAAGGCCGGCAACCUUCUCGCGCACGUCCUCACCGACGCGCAUCACGGGGCGCGGCCGGUGACACUUGUUGGCUACUCGGCCGGCGCACUUGUCAUCUUCCACGCGCUGCGGGCGCUCGCGGAUGCCGGCGUCGUCGACGUCGUCGACAACGUCGUUCUCGUCGGCGCGCCCAUCCACGAGUCGUCAAGCGAGUGGGCGCGGGUCCGCGCGGUGGUCGGCGGCAACUUUGUCAACGCGUACCAGACCAGCGACUGGAUCCUCGGCAUCCUCUCGCGGGUCUCCCAUUCGACCAAGCCCGCUGCCGGGCUCUCGCCCAUCUACGUUCCUGGCAUCAUCAACGUCAACCUCGAUGGGCUUGUCCAGGGCCACAUGGACUACAAGACCGCGUUGCAGGACAUCAUGCUCAUUCUGUUCCCGUGGCUUGUGUAAACCUUGUUCCUGCG